Messenger RNA from Triplophysa dalaica, 3138 nucleotides. It is a transcript of the gene st6galnac5b, whose product is annotated as ST6 (alpha-N-acetyl-neuraminyl-2,3-beta-galactosyl-1,3)-N-acetylgalactosaminide alpha-2,6-sialyltransferase 5b. The record is from RefSeq and is a predicted model, not a curated record. Gene Ontology annotation, biological process: oligosaccharide metabolic process; ganglioside biosynthetic process. Bases 1851 to 2609 code for a protein of 252 amino acids. Gene Ontology annotation, molecular function: alpha-N-acetylgalactosaminide alpha-2,6-sialyltransferase activity. The transcript is spliced from 4 exons. NCBI's taxonomy places the organism in Eukaryota, Metazoa, Chordata, Actinopteri, Cypriniformes, Nemacheilidae.
UUACUUAAAAUCCUACAGUGGUCACCAUUCACUUUCAUGGUAUGAACGAGUACAUUUUGCUAUAUAUAAAAAGAUAUACUGAGCCUUUUUAUAAAUGUAUCCUUAUUAUUUAAGUGCAGAAUUUAUUCCUCUCUCAACCUCCUCAUUGACAGACGUUGCCCUCAAGUCUACUAGGUCUCAUUAGACCAAGAGCACUCUUAUCCAAGCUAAUAACAGCUCUGGGAUUUUAGUACAGAUUUGACAGAUGCACUGUGGAAGUAAUUUUGUUACAGUCAGACAUGGAAGAUUUUUUUUCAAUUAGUGGAAAUGAACCGCAUUUGCAGAAGAUGAAUGUUGCUAAAUGACUGUGACCUUAAUCAAAAACAUUAAAAUCAGGUUUAUGAGUGUCAUUGGAAGAAAAUCCUUUUCCCAUAUUUUUAUUUCCUCCUUAAAGUAGCAGGAGAUCGCAAUCUAUCUGUCUGAUGUGAAAAGCUGAUUCCUUUGACAGUUUGACACAUUUUUUGACGGUUCAGAAGUGCUUAAGAAGUAAUUGUGAGAUAUCUUUAAAUACAGCUAAUACACUGAGUCACCUUGAAAUGUCAGUCGGUAAUGGGAUGUUAAAGUCAGGCAUACAUAAAAAAUCAUUAACAUAUAAGUUAAAUAAGUAUUUAGAGGAUCAUCUUAAGUUGUAACAAUAUGUAUUUUUUGCCAUUCAAUACACCCAAUCAUGUUGCAACAUUGUAAGUCUUUGUUUUGAAUACAUUAGUGCAAACCCCAGGAAAGGUCAGAUUCUUUUUCACAUUAUGUUGCAGUCUUAAUUUUAGAUGUGGUUAGCUAAUGGCAUUUUUUUAAACACAGUGUGACCUCGAAAGCCCUCACAUACUCAUUCAAAGGUUAAAAACGUUUAUACCAUAAGCAUAGGUUUAAAAAAUGAAUGGUCUGAAUCAUAUUUCUGUGUUUCUCUAGGUCAGAUGUGGUUCUAUUUCAGGAUAUGAUCAUUCAUUUUGAAGAGAGAAAAAAGAUAGAUCGCUAUUAGAGACAGGUGAUAUCUUUAGAAUGAGUGUGAUGAUAAGAGAAUUAUAAAUGUGGAUGGUUAUUUACUGAUCAGUGUACACCCCAUCAGGCAAUUAUCUCCAUUGAAACGACCCUGUUUAUAACAGCAGCCCAAAUCCAAUUUAGCUUUUAUUUGAAGGAGUGAUACCUGCAGUAAACUAUUGUCUAGGAUUAGAUUCAUAGGAAUUAUAGAAGAAGAUCAAACAAAAACUUACACGUUGGACCCUUUAAGCUGUCAUGUGUACAGCUGACCUAGCAUAGUAAAUAUUUCAAAACAACCUUUAUUUUUCUCUUUGCAUUAAGACUUAGUUGAUCAUAAGAUUCUUCAUAAGAUAGAUAAAUGUUAAACUUAGGAGUAAUAUUAGAUAUCCAAAUUCUUAAAGUGAGUUUAUAUUCAUGUGGGUUUAGCUUUUUGCGGUAUAAAAUGCUUUGCCUUGAAGGGGUCAUUUCAUGAAAACUUUUUCCAUGUUUAAAUACUAAACUCGGGUCUCUUGUGCAUCUGCCAACUCAGAAAACGUGACAAAAGACAAAGUUUUUUUAUGUGAGCCUAGCUCUGCAAGCCUUUGAAAAAGCGAGCGCUUCAGAAAUCGCUCUCUCUUAGCGACGUAAAAAGUCGUUCUUGUUAUAAUAUUUCCGCUCCUUGUUCCAAAUGUGUCCACCCAUUGCGCCGAAAAUUUACAAACUGUUGUGUUGUUGGCUGCACAGAACAAUGUUCCCAGACUCAGGGGAGACAAGAGAGCGAUGGAUUUAUUUAGUUUUCAGUGGAAAUCAUCCACACCAAACGAGGCAAAGCUAUAAAUAAAGACAUUCCUCUUAGGAUGCAUUGCAAAUGUUGUGCCUUAGUGACCAGCUCUGGUCACAUGACUGGAAGCAAUCGAGGUGCGGAGAUUGACAACACGGAGUGUGUUAUCCGAAUGAACGACGCCCCGACACGAGGCUACGAGCACGAUGUGGGGCGCCGGACGAGUCUGCGUGUGGUUGCGCAUUCCAGCAUGCAGCGUGUGCUGCGAAACCGCCUAGAGCUACUCAACUCCAGCCUGGAAACAUUCUUUAUCUUUUGGGGGCCUGGAAACUACAUGCGGGGGGACGGUAAAGGACUGGUGUACAACCACCUGCGGCUGAUGAAGCAGAGGAUGCCAGAACUACAGGUGUACAUCAUAUCACGAGAACAGAUGCUGCAUUUCGAUGAGCUCUUUAAGAAGGAAACAGGAAAAGAUAGGAUGCUCUUUCUCUCUUGGAUGUUUAGGAGAAGAUCUAAUUCUUGGCUGAGCACAGGGUGGUUCACCAUGGCAAUCGCUAUGGAGAUAUGUGAUAGGAUUAACGUCUAUGGCAUGAUUGGCCCUGAUUUCUGCAAGUCCUCCAACUCCAAACCUUCAGUGCCAUAUCAUUACUAUGAGCCUGCUGGGCCAGAUGAAUGCACCAUGUACCUCUCCCACGAGCAGGGCCGCCACGGCAGCCACCACCGCUUUAUCACAGAGAAACGUGUUUUCGCCAACUGGGCACGGAUGUUUAACAUUCACUUCUAUCAGCCAGACUGGAGACCAGCUGCUCUCCCAGAGAACCACACAUUCACCUGAGGUUCAUCCUGUUCAGACUCUGGAUCAAUAAGCAUCUAGCAAAAGUUAUGUACGACUGUUUGGGAUUUGUUUUGUCCCUUUAAGAAUAAAUGUAGUUAACUUGAAGACCUUGAAGGAAGUUAAAGUUAAUGAUAAUGCUCAUUGUUGUUUAAAAUGUCAAGGCCUAUUUUAUAUUACUUCUACUAAGCUCCUUUUAUUUGGCAAGAACAUAUUUUUGUAAUCAAUAUUCCAGACACAGUAAUACAACAAUAUAAAUCUUAACCAGUUUUUAGUAACAGCUGUAUUGAUUAGUCAUUGUUUAAUAUUCACAAUGGUUCAUAUUUCAGAAAACCAAGUAACUAUUUUAAUGAAAUCACAUUUGCUGUCUGGCUGGGUCACAUUGUUGUCCAUGCGUAAUUUUAUUCAGAUAUGUAUAUAGCUUCACUUAUUUUUGCCACUUAGAGUGUCAAGCGCAUGAUGUUAUGCUGAUUUCUUGUAGCAGUAGCAUAUAAACACAACCAUAUAAAAACUGGACCGUUUCCAAAUGACA